AUGCAUUCUGGUUGUCUGGGCACAGCGAAGCAUGACUUGGUCAUUGCCAUGUGCAGCGGUGAGAAUUUGGAGGAACAGGAUGAGAAGAUGGAGGAGUUCGAUGAGUUGCAUACUGAUGCAUUGAUGAAGCUUAAUCUUCUAAUGGAUUUCUUCCGUGGUAAUCCCGCACCAAAUAACGUUGGAGUUCCUCAAGUGAUCGUCACCCAGCAACCUCUGAGGACACCGAUUCCAACUUUCGAUGGAAAGUACGAAGGUUGGCCGAAAUUCAAGGCUCUGUUUAAUGACUUGGUUGGAAAGUGCGGUGACUCCGAUGCAACUAAGCUACAGUACCUUGACAAAGCAUUGGUCGGGGAUGCUUCUGGUAUAUUGGACGCGAGAAUUAUCAACAACAACAACUAUCUGCAAGCUUGGAAGCUGUUAGAAGAGCGUUUCGAGAAUCCUAGAGUGAUUAUUGAUACCCACAUAUCUGGUUUGCUAUCUAUGAAAGCGAUUCCCAGGCAGAGCUACAAGGAUUUGAGAUCACUAAUCGACAAUUGCAGUCGUCAUGUGGAAGGCCUGAGGUUCAUGAAACAGGAGGUUGAUGGCACAGCGGGACUCAUCGUAGUUAAGUUAUUAGCUAUGUGUCUGGAUGGAGAAACACGGAAGCAGUGGGAGCAAACCUUGGAUCAUGGCGAACUUCCCGAUCUGGAUGACACCUUGAAAUUUCUCCGAAAUUAUUGCCAGGUACUCGAGAGAUGCGAGGUAGACAUGGCAUCAGCAAAGAUAGCAGUUAAACCUCUUGCAACCGGAAGAACGAGCGCACCACCGAGAACUUCUCAUCCAGUGACUUCGAGUUCAUCGGAUAAUGUGUGUGAAAUAUGUGAAGGUCAGCAUAUCAACUACAAAUGUCCUAAAUUCUUGAGCUUGAGUAUCGAUCAGCGUGUUACCAAAGUGAAACAAGUGGGUCUAUGUUUCAACUGCCUUCGUAAGGGCCAUCAAAUCAGAAUCUGUCCUUCGGACAAGGUAUCCCAAGUUGAACCGGAGCAACAAGGUGACAGCGGAGAAUCCGAUUCACCCGAAGCGAAGACAGUAUCAACUGUGCUACCGGGAGAUCCUGUGUCUACAGCAUGUUCUAGUGUUCAGCGACGAGCGAAACAAGUGCUUCUGAUGACCGCAUUGGUGAGUGUAGUGGCGAAGAGCGGAAAAUCAUUUAAGCUUCGUGCUCUUCUCGAUUCCGGAUCUCAAGUCAACUUGAUCUCUGAAUCCGCCGUGAAGCUGCUUUCUCUUCCAAGGUAUCCAGCCAAUAUUCCUGUGGUAGGCGUGGGUGGUACUCGAUCUCAGAUCCGACAUCGUGUUAUUUUGAAUCUAUCCUCCGAUUACUCUGGAUUCGAGAGUAAUGUAGACUGUCUGGUCACAACGAGAGUGACGGGGAAGAUUCCAUCCGUUGCAGUCAAUAUUACGGAAUGGAAGUUUCCUCCUGGAAUUGUCUUGGCCGAUCCCAGUUUUAAUGAAUCGAAAGAUGUGGAUCUACUGAUCGGUGCGGAGCUAUUUUUCCAAAUUCUGAAGCAAGCACAGUUGAAGAUUUCCGAAGAAUUGCCUACUCUGUAUGAGACCCAGUUUGGGUGGGUGAUGGCUGGUGCUGUAGAUGAAGUCGAUGGUGAAGUCGUCAACGUAUUAUGUGCAACUGAUGAGGACCCUUUGCUGAAAAGCAUUCAGCGGUUUUUUGAGCAAGAGGAGCUUGCAGAGGAGAAGGUAACCACGAGUGAGGAACAAGCGAUUGAAGACCAUUUCUGCGAAACGUAUCGGCGAGAUGAGGAAGGCCGAUUUGUAGUUCAACUUCCGUUUCGUGAAUCUCUCAACCAACUAGGGGAUUCUCGGUCAUUAGCAAUGAGGAGGUUCUUGUCAACUGAGAGGCGCCUGGUCAACGACCCUGAGACGAAGAAUAUGUAUCAAUCCUUCCUUAAAGAAUACGAAGAUCUUGGCCACUGUCAUGAGAUUCGCGAGGAAGACGAUCUACCGGGCCAACAAAGCUACUACUUUCCGCAUCAUGCUGUAUUCAAACCAUCAAGUACUAGCACAAAGUUACGUGUUGUGUUUGACGGUAAGGCGAAGUCUAAUGGAUUAUCGCUCAACGAAGUUUUGAUGAUUGGCCCAAAAAUCCAGAAUGACUUAUUCUCCAUCGUACUGCGCUUCAGAAGACAUAUUUAUGCAUUCUCCGCAGACGUAGAAAAAAUGUACAGACAAGUGAAAAUUGAUCCAAGCCAGACACGGUUCCAAAGAAUAUUUUGGCGUGACCAUCCAACGGAAUCAAUACGAGUGUUGGAGUUAUCCACAGUGACCUACGGAACAGCUCCUGCUUCCUUUCUAGCUGUUAGGUCUAUGGUUCAACUUGCGAGAGAUGAGAGCUCCAGUUUUCCAGAAGCUGCGGAAGCAAUACUAGAAGACUGUUACAUGGAUGAUAUACUAAGUGGUUCUUCAACGCUAGAAUCCGCAAAACAGCUACGAAGUGAAAUAGAGAACUUGAUGGCGAAGGGAAGAUUUCCCAUUCGAAAGUGGUGCUCAAACGACGAUGAGGUGCUCGAAGGUGUUCCUGACCAGGAUCGAGAAAAGCUGGUUCGGAUUGAAGAUUCUGGUACCAACGAAACUAUUCGAACAUUGGGUAUUUUGUGGAACCCAAGAAGUGACCAAUUUCUUUUCUGGAGAAGCCCAGAAGUAGCGCAAAUCGACGACAAGAUUACAAAAAGGAGCGUUCUUUCUCAAAUUGCCAAAUUAUUUGAUCCGCUUGGCCUCAUAUCUCCUGUUAUCGUAGUAGCCAAGACAAUCAUGCAGCAAUUAUGGGCUGAUGGAUUGGGAUGGGACGAGAUCCUCGAAGGCGACUUGCUGAAAAGAUGGGUGGCGUUUUAUCAGUCAUUGAUAGAGUUGAAUGAGAUAAAAAUACCAAGAUGUGUCAUUGUUCCAAAAGCUCUUCGAAUUGAGAUUCACGGAUUUGCUGAUGCUUCAUGUGCUGCAUACGGUUCUUGUAUUUAUUUGCGUUGUGUUCAAAACGACGGAGCUGUGGCCGUGCGAUUGUUAUGCAGUAAGUCAAGGAUAGCCCCUUUACGCCGCCUCACAAUGCCUAGACUGGAAUUGUGUGCGGCAGUGACUCUGGCGAGAUUGGUUAGCAUGGUGGUACCGAUUCUGAAAAUCGAGGUUCAUGAUGUAAAAUUGUGGUCGGAUAGCCAGAUCGUGUUGGCAUGGUUAAAAAAGAGUCCAGAUCAACUACAAGUGUACGUAAGAAACAGAGUUUUGGAGAUUGGCAGACUGUGUAGUGACUUUGAUUGGAAUUAUGUCAGGUCCGAGGAAAAUCCGGCGGAUCUAGUGUCCCGAGGAUGUUAUCCAGAAGUGUUGCGUCGCUCAGAUAUCUGGUGGAAUGGCCCACCAUUUUUGCGAGCUAUGACCUACGAGAAACAGAAUACUCCAGUGAUUCUUGAUGACGAAUUGCCAGAAUUGAAGGACACUCAAGUGUGUAAUCCAGUGGUCGAGAUUGAGGACGAACCAGUGUUUCAACGGUGUGGAACUUUUUCGAAGCUACAGCGGAUAUUGGCUCAGGUGGCCAGAUUUACUCGUUUAGUACGGAUGUCCAAGGAGAAACGUGCAAAUUCCAAAUACAUUUCUGUGCAAGAUAUGCGAAAGGCAACAUUGUACAUUGUGCGCGUUCUGCAGCGGAAGGAAUUGUGUGAUGAAAUCCAACGAUGGGGGUUUACUAAGAGUCGGCGGGCGUUUACAGAACUCUAA
Molecule: messenger RNA, 3753 nt
Organism: Armigeres subalbatus
Lineage: Eukaryota; Metazoa; Arthropoda; Insecta; Diptera; Culicidae
Exons: 3
Coding region: 1-3753 (1250 amino acids)
Biological process (GO): proteolysis
Molecular function (GO): nucleic acid binding; zinc ion binding; aspartic-type endopeptidase activity
Source: RefSeq, a predicted model, not a curated record